AUGGAUUCUAACUAGGAAUUACAAAGCUCUUGCCAAAGGAACUAGAGGCAGCACCUCUGGUUUCCUUAACAUCGUGAUGGAAUUGAAAAAGUGCUGCAACCACUGCUAUCUGAUUAAGGCCCCAGAAGAGAAUGAAAGGGAGAACGGGCAGGAAGUUCUUCAGUCCCUGGUCCGGAGCAGCGGGAAGCUAAUUCUGUUAGACAAACUGCUGACAAGACUUCGAGAAAGGGGGAACCGUGUCCUUAUUUUCUCCCAGAUGGUGAGGAUGCUGGACAUCCUGGCAGAGUACCUGACUAUCAAGCAUUACCCUUUCCAG
Molecule: messenger RNA, 316 nt
Organism: Dipodomys ordii (Ord's kangaroo rat)
Lineage: Eukaryota; Metazoa; Chordata; Mammalia; Rodentia; Heteromyidae
Product: chromodomain-helicase-DNA-binding protein 2-like
Exons: 2
Biological process (GO): nucleosome organization; regulation of transcription by RNA polymerase II
Cellular component (GO): nucleus; chromatin
Molecular function (GO): ATP hydrolysis activity; chromatin binding; ATP-dependent chromatin remodeler activity
Source: RefSeq, a predicted model, not a curated record